Molecule: messenger RNA, 3054 nt
Organism: Necator americanus (New World hookworm)
Lineage: Eukaryota; Metazoa; Nematoda; Chromadorea; Rhabditida; Ancylostomatidae
Exons: 27
Coding region: 1-3054 (1017 amino acids)
Biological process (GO): regulation of apoptotic process; ubiquitin-dependent protein catabolic process
Molecular function (GO): zinc ion binding; protein binding
Source: RefSeq, a predicted model, not a curated record
AUGUUCUGUGAGGAACCUUUGAUUGACUUUUGGUUUGAUCCAGGACUUUUGGGUGCGGUCAAGUAUGUCAUGUGCCUGGACGAAGUUAUUUGGUUUCAGCUUCUAAAUUGUUAUGAGCUAGCAGUUCCGAAUCGUCGCCUUUUGAUGGGCCGAAGACGAACCGCAACGGGUUCAGCUAUCCUUCCAUGUUCAGAAAAAUCCAGUGUACAUGUGUUGCGUCAGCGCGGGAAUCCGCUAAGUACGAGCGAUCUGAAGAACGGACGACGACAGCAACUGAGAAACGGCUUGUCUAUUGUCACUUCAGAGUCACAGACGCUAUCAUUUGCUGGUCGCGAGUCGCGUUCGUCGCCACCGUCGCAAAUGGCCGAUGGAUUAUCGCCCGCCGAUGAGUGCGUCGGUCGCGCCGCGACACCUUCACAACAAGAAGGUGGUGGUAUGUGUUUGCGAAGCUCUAGGUACGCAUUACGGAGACGUCGAUCCAUACAACAAAAAGACGAGGAGGGUUGCGCUACAAGCAGUCUCGCAGCCACUGCUGACGAGACCGUGCAACCAUGCAAGAGAUUCAAACCUGAGUCACCGGGAGAAGCGCGGAAAAAUAACAUAGCGCCAGACCAUCUAGAACCUCCUCCUAAUGGUGCUUGCUAUGUUGAUCGUUUGCCUGAUGAAAUCGUUCUAAAGAUAUUCUCGAAUCUAUACGAAGCUGAUUUGGCUCGUUGUGCUGGUGUUUCUGGAAGGUUUUAUCGGAUAUCAAAUAACGCCAAUUUGUGGAAAACAUUGUAUCAAGGAGCCUUCGAGUACGCUGUACCUUUGUAUCAUCCUACACACGGUAAAUUUGAACUUCGUGAGCCGCAUAGGUGGCGUGACACUCUGAACCCAUGGAAAGAAAGCUUCCGGCAGUUGCGUCAUGGUGUCCAUGUUCGACCACGGUGCUCUCACAUUUAUGAGGGUCACAUUGGACGAAGCAUUCCUCAUUUUGAAACGCUUAUGCAAGCACUUCAAUUUCUCGAUGCUGAACCAGAACGUGAGAAGCUUAUUCUCUUGCAUACUGGUCAUUAUUUCCCAGAACCGAUACUCAUCAGUUGCUCAGUGCAAAUCAUCGGUGCAAGUUCUCAAUGCCCCAUCAACAAAGCGGUCGUUAUUGAACAGCGUGAUGACACGACAGUAACUCUAGUGGAAGGCUCAACGGGUGCCUAUGUAGGCUAUUUAACACUGCGAUUUAAUCCUGAUAAAGCGCCUUCGGCUGUACCACACCAGCAGCACUAUGCACUUCAAGUCACAGAAGAAGCUUCGCCAGUAAUCGACCGCUGCCACAUUAAUUCGACUUCUUCUGUUGGAGCAGCUGUCUGUGUUAAAAGAACUGCGGCUAAUCCAAAGGUGCGACAUUGUACUAUCACCGAUUGCGAAAAUGUUGGAAUUUACAUCACGGAUGGAGCACAGGGUCAAUUCGAAGAUUGUGAGAUCGCUAGGAACUCCCUUGCUGGAGUAUGGGUGAAAAACCAAGCGAAUCCAUUCUUCAGGCGCUGUCACAUUCAUCACGGGAAAGAUGUGGGCGUGUUUACUUUCGAGUAUGGAAUGGGUUAUUUCGAGAAGUGUAAUAUACAUUCAAACCGAAUCUCGGGAAUUGAAGUUAAAAAUAAUGCGAAUCCUACUGUAGUACGAUGUGAAGUUCACCACGGCCUCACUGGCGGUAUCUACAUCCACGAAAAAGGACGUGGGCGAUUUAUGGAAAAUAGGAUCUAUUCGAAUGCCUUUGCCGGAAUUUGGAUCACAGGCAGUUCUGAUCCUACUAUUCGAAAAAAUGAGAUUUAUGCUGGUCAACAAGGAGGUGUAUACAUAUUUGGCGACGGAAGAGGUUUGAUAGAACAAAACAACAUCUACGGGAACGCUUUGGCAGGAAUUCAAAUCAGAACAUGCAGCGAUCCCAUUGUUCGACUCAACAAAAUUCAUGAUGGACUUCAUGGUGGAAUCUACGUGCAUGAGAAAGGGAAGGGCCUAAUCGAAGAGAAUGAGGUUUAUGGUAAUACUCUUGCUGGGAUUUGGGUUACUACCGGAUCUUCGCCAAUUCUCAGAAAGAAUAGGAUACAUUCUGGGAAGCAGGUUGGAGUUUAUUUCUACGAUAAUGGACAUGGACUUUUGGAGGAGAAUGACAUAUUCAAUCAUCUCUACUCAGGUGUUCAGAUAAGGACGGGUUCUAAUCCAAAGAUAACGAGAAACAGGAUUUGGGGAGGCCAAAAUGGUGGUGUGUUGGUCUACAACGGUGGUUUGGGAAUGCUUGAAGACAAUGAAAUUUUUGAUAAUGCUAUGGCUGGUGUUUGGAUUAAAACCGACAGUCAUCCUACGCUUCGUAGAAAUAAAAUUUAUGACGGUCGGGAUGGUGGAGUGUGCAUUUUCAAUAAUGGAAGGGGGCUUCUUGAAGACAACGACAUUUAUCGUAACGCUCAAGCUGGAGUGCUAAUAUCGACCGAAUCGAAUCCGACACUUCGACGUAAUCGAAUUUUCGAAGGAAAAGCAGCUGGUGUCGAGAUCACGAAUGGAGCAUCUGCAACGCUUGAGGCGAAUCAACUCUUUCAUAACAAAUUCGGCGGUUUGUGCCUUGCUACUGAUGUUAAGCCUAUACUUCGUGACAACAAAAUCUACGAUAAUCAUAAUGCAGUGGAAAGAGCUGUUGGACGAGGGCAAUGUCUGUUCAAGAUUAGCAGCUGCACAUCCUUCCCAAUGCACGAUUUCUACAGAUGUGUGAGCUGCAACACAACUGAUCGCAACGCAAUCUGUAUCAACUGCAUCAAAAAUUGUCAUCGCGGUCACACAGUCGAGUUUGUUAGGCACGAUCGAUUCUUUUGUGAUUGCGGGGCCGGCACACUCGAACAUCAGUGCCGUUUGCAGACGGAAGUGCGUGAUAAUGAUACAGUCUACGACUCUGCCACCCCUACAGGUGCUUUUUGGUGCACGCUUUCAUGUGUUCACGCGUCUUCGAAUGCUUUUAUUUUCACUGGAAAAUUUUCUAGUGGAUCGGUCGCCUUUAGUCUUGAGGAAUAUGUGCAUCCCGAUAUGUGA